AUGAAUAAUAAUGAAACAAUUAAUAAUAAUAAUAAUAAUACACCAUAUUUAGCUAAUAUGAAUGAAAAUAAUUCAGAUUCUGGUGAUUCUCAUGAUUCUUCAGAUCACAAUGAAAUUAAAAAAAGAAAUAGAAUAUCAUUUGUUUGUCAAACCUGUAGAAAAUCAAAGACAAAAUGUGAUCGUGAAAAGCCUGAAUGUAGUAGAUGUAAAAAAAUGGGUAUUAAAUGUAUAUAUGAUGUUUCAAAACAAAUUCCACCAAGGAUACCAAGUAAAGAUGCAACCAUUUCAAGAUUACAAAAAGAUGUUAAUUAUUGGAAAAAUAAAGCAAUGAGAUUAAUGAAUGAACAAGGAAUUGAUAGUACAGAUCAAAUUGAUAAAGAAUUAUUAAAUGAUACUACUAAUAAUAACAGGAAAAGAUCAUUAUCAAUACCAAUAGAUUCAAAUGUUAAAAGAUCAAAUUCAAAAAAAUUAAAAGAUAUUCAAAUUAAUCUUUAUAAAAAUCAUUCAACUUUAAUUUUUAGUAAAGUUAUGAAACAAGAUGUUAAGCCAUUAUCUGAAAAUUUUGUUAUUAUUCAAGAUAAAUUUGUUUCAUCUUUAAUUGCAUCAGUUUUUAUUCAUCCAUCAAGAAAUUCAAUGAUUCCCGCUUUAACAGCAAAUGCAAAUAUUUCAAGAGCUCAACCGAGUGUACGUAGUAAUAUUGUUAAAUUAAAAGAAAUUUUAAUGAAUAAAUAUAAAGAUCCAUUUCAAAGAUCAAAAAUUAAUGAAUUUACUGAUAGAAUCUUACAAAGUGCAAAUUCUUCAAGAAAUUUAAAAAUUGGUAUGAUUUUAUCAAUGCUUUACAAUACUGUCGGACAUGAAUAUCUUGAAGAUCAUUGUUUAAGACCAGGUGAAUAUUCUGAUCUUUUACAAAAUUUUAUAACAGAAUUUGAAAAAAUUUUACCACCAAAAGAAAUUGUUGAUAGAUAUAAAGCACAUUUUUAUGAAUAUGUUCAUCCAAAUUUACCAUUUUUAGAUAUUGAUAUGUUUGAAGAAACAAUAUCAGAAACUGUUACAAGAGAUCCAAAUGAUGAAACAAAAAUUAAAAUUAAUUUAGGUAAUACUCAUUUACGUUAUAAAUUAGAAAAUUUGAGUAUUUUAUUAGUAUUAAUAAAAUUAUCUUAUAUUUCUUAUAGUUUUUGUGAUGUUGAAGUUAAAGGGUUUCCAAGUCAAUAUUUGAGUAAUGAUAUUGUAAAUAGUUAUCCUGUGAGUAAUGAUGUCAUUUUAUUAGCUCAAAGAUGUUUAGCAUCUGAAAAUUGGUGUGCUUGUACAAAUGAAAACAUUAUUACAUGUUUACUUUAUAUUUGGUCAUUUUUUGCAUUUUCUCCAGAAGAAGGUGAUUUCUUUUUAGAACAUCCAACUGAUGUUAUUAGUAGUUUAAUUAUGAUGCUAUCAACAUCUAUUGGACUUCAUAGAGACCCAUAUGAUUUCCCACAAUUAAGAGAUCGAAGUUUAUCUGAUAAACGUAUAUUAAAUCAAAGAAGAUUAUUAUGGAUUUCUGUUGUUGGUAUUUGCUCAUUCGAAUCUACCUUAAAAGGUAGACAUCCAAUCCUAUCAAUGGAUCUAGUAUCCUCAUUUAUGGAUAUUAGAAGUCCCGACUUUCCAAAGACUUACCUUGAAAGAGUGAAAAAAGAUCUUGAUUAUGAUUUCCUUAGAAAAUGUACAAAUAAUAAUGAAGAAUUACUAAAGAAAAAAGUUCAUAGAAUUUUAUCUGUUCAUGAAUUCACAUUAAUAAGAGCACAAUUCUCGAUCCUUCUUUCAGAUUUAGAUAAUUUAACUUUAUCAUAUAAUAAUACAUUUUCUUUAGAAUGUAUUGAAUUAUCAAGAGAAAAAAUCGAAAAUUUCAUUGAAGAAAGUUUACCACUAAUCGAUUUUAGAGAAAUUUCAACAGAAACGAUAAAUAAAAAUGAAGAUAAUGAUAAGACCAAUAGUACUAAAAAUAAUAAUGAUAAUAAUAAUAAUAUUAAUAAUAAUAAUAAUAAUAAUAAUAAUAAUAAUAAUAAUAAUAAUAAUAAUAUGGAAUCUGAUCCAUUGCAUGUACCUACAACUAAGGAGGAACAAGAAAGGCAAUAUAUUGAAAAAUUAAAUUUUUAUUCUUUUAAAAACUCCAAUGCUUUACAAACAAGAUUAAUGAAUAUGCUAAUGAUGUUAAGAACCAGUGAAGCCGUUUUCUUACAUUUUGAGUUAAAAGUUGGUGAGGAUAAAGAAAAAUACUUCCCAUACUAUUAUGAAUAUCUAGUAAAAUCAUGUAGAGAUUCUCUAACCUUGAUUAAGAUGUUUAACGAUUUUUUCACUGAUAAAUACAAGCAUUAUUUAUUACCAUCAUCAUAUUAUAAUGUUAGAAAGAUUUUACAACUAGCCUUACCUACCACAAUUUUUAGUACCCUUGGGAUUAUCUUAAGAGUUAAUUUGGCAUGCAAUGAAUUAUACGCUAAAUGUCAAGAAAUGACAAAUACAAAAACUUUUUAUGAUACUGACCUAUUUAGAGAAUUGAACAGGAAAUUGGAAGUAAUUAGUAUUUUACAAAAAGAUUUGGAAAUGGCAAUUGAAUUUAUUUAUAUUUUUUCUUCUGAAAAUUUAAGAUUUAGAUAUUUUUCUGUUUUCAAAAUGUUCGCAUUAUUUGAUGUCAUUAUUCAAAGGAUGAGAAAAGGUGAAUUAUGGCAAGGGAUAUUGAAGUUACCAAAUGCUGACAAUUUACAUUCAAAAAUUGUAAAGACCCUUAGGAUGACUCUAGGUGUAGAAUUGAACAGAAAGCAACAACUAAUUCAAGAAUUGGAUAUGAGGAACCAUAUUGGAGAAAUUCCUUUAGACGAUUUGGUAGACUUAUGCAAGACUGUAAAAGAGAUAUUCAACGCAAUUCCAAGACCUCCUCAGGAAGAGUCUGAUGAUUCAACAAUCAAAGUUAAGAAAGAAGAUGAGGCGGGCUCAAUAAAUGAAGGUGUUUCUAAUGAAAAUAAGAUACCCAACUUUCAAAUUGGGAAGGAUAAAAAUGAUAUACCAACAGAAAGUUUGCAUGCAUCUUAUUCCAGAAUACCAACUUCGGAUAAUCUACAUAUGCUUUCCUCUGCAGCAAGUAUCUCUAAUAGUUUGAAUAUUGACCCAAGUACAUUUGAUCAAAAACGUACAAAUUUCAAUGAUACUUCAAGCAAUAAUGGUAUUGUUCAGAAUGGUACCAGUGCAGAAUUGAGCAAAGACAAGAAUGAAACCAAUUCACAAUCUACUAAUAGUCUUGCAAGUCAAUUUGUUCAAAGUACCAAAGGUCCUUCUGUGAAUGGAACAUACGAAUUUUCUGGUUUUCUGGGUGGCUUGGAUUUAUUCGAUUAUGACUUCUUAUUUGGAAGUGACAUAUCAUAG
This is a messenger RNA of Maudiozyma saulgeensis, 3390 nucleotides long. NCBI's taxonomy places the organism in Eukaryota, Fungi, Ascomycota, Saccharomycetes, Saccharomycetales, Saccharomycetaceae. The record is from the annotation of a GenBank genome assembly.